CCACCUCAAGCUUCACACAAGCAACCUCAUUCAAGUAUCACAUUCAUUUUCUGCACUUGCAUCUUCAACGAAAGGCAACUCUGACAAUGCGCAUCUCUAUUGCUACCAUCUUCGCCGUUCUCGCUGCUACUGCCGCUGCCAACCAGGCUGGUCCUGCUGACAGCGACAUCUCGACUCCUUUCAACGACCAUGCUGCUGGUAUCAUCGAGCCUGCCGUCGAGACUACUGACGAGAUUGACGACUUUGACGACUUUGAGGAGGAUGGCAACCAGCGCGGCUUUGGAGGGUUUGGCAGGGGUCUUGGCAAGCUCGGUGGAGAGGUUGGUUCCGAUAUUUUCGGAGACCUCCUUGGCUCAUUGCUGCAGGGUGGCUUCAACCAGCGCGGUGGUCGUGGUCGCGGCAGCGGUCGCGGUAAGGACUUCCUCAGCGAUCUCGGUGUCGAGCUGAUUGGCACUGGUGUUGGUGCUGGACUUGAUGCUGCCAUCUACAACCAGCGUGGUGGUCGUGGUCGCGGUAGCGGUCGCGGCAAGGACUUCCUCAGCGACCUGGGUGUCGAGCUGAUUGGCACUGGUGUUGGUGCCGGUCUGGAUGCUGCCAUCUACAACCAACGUGGCGGUCGUGGUCGCGGUAGCGGUCGCGGCAAGGACUUCUUGAGCGACCUGGGUGUCGAGCUGAUUGGCACUGGUGUCGGUGCCGGUCUGGAUGCUGCUAUUUACAACCAGCGUGGCGGUCGUGGUCGCGGUAGCGGUCGCGGCAAGGACUUCUUGAGCGACCUGGGUGUUGAACUGAUUGGCACUGGUGUUGGUGCCGGUCUUGAUGCCGCCAUCUACAACUAGAGUGGCUGCUAUUUUAAGGAUAGUAGGGUAUGGAGCUAUGGAGACUGAGUCUGUCUGGCUAAAGAUGACUAAACAUUAUCUUGUGCAAACCUC
Messenger RNA from Linderina pennispora, 929 nucleotides. RefSeq lists its product as uncharacterized. The transcript has a single exon. NCBI's taxonomy places the organism in Eukaryota, Fungi, Kickxellomycota, Kickxellomycetes, Kickxellales, Kickxellaceae. The record is from RefSeq and is a predicted model, not a curated record. The coding region runs from base 87 to 836 and encodes 249 amino acids.